AUGACGACUGCAGCAGCCAAAGACAAUUUUGUUCGCGUUGUAUCGUUUGAUACAAUGACAGAUAAGGAUCUCCCCAACUAUUCAUUCACAUUGAGAGCAAGAUCACAGACAUACAAGCGUACCAGACGCUCGAGAACAUUCAUGGUGGCUACUGAUUUAGCAAAUUACAGUGAAUAUGCGCUCACAUGGGCUACAGAUGAAAUCAUGGAUGAUGGUGAUGAAUUGAUCGUAUUGCGGGUGGUUACUGUUGAUAUGAAUGAUAAAAAGGCAAAUCUCGCAAGUCUAUUGGAACACGAAGCCAAGCAAUCCAGAGACAAAGCAAAUCAGGUCAUGAAGAGGAUCCUGAAAAACAGUGGCGAGGAAAAGGCAAUAAGCGUAGUCAUUGAAUUCGUCAUUGGCAAGGUGCAAGAAACGAUCCAACACAUGAUUACCAUGUAUCAACCAUCGCUCUUGAUUGUGGGCACAAGAGGUCUCUCUGAGUUCAAGGGCAUGCUCCUCAACAGCGUGUCUAAAUACUGUCUCCAGCAUUCACCAGUACCAGUGGCUGUGGUCAGACCAGAAGAUAAAAUCAAUAAAGCAAAGAAAUUGGGUGGAUUAAUGCGUAUCAGUAGUGCAGGAAGCGCUACUGGUAACACAAGCGAAGAGGACAACAACACAGCCGAAGAUGAACGCACAGAGAAAAAGCUUAAUAAACUCUCGUUAUCUAGCGGUUGGAAGAGAUCAAAAGAUCGCUCCAGAUCAGCUUCUCCCAACACUAGCAAUUAA
This is a messenger RNA of Mucor velutinosus, 765 nucleotides long. RefSeq lists its product as uncharacterized. Bases 1 to 765 code for a protein of 254 amino acids. The record is from RefSeq and is a predicted model, not a curated record. NCBI's taxonomy places the organism in Eukaryota, Fungi, Mucoromycota, Mucoromycetes, Mucorales, Mucoraceae. The transcript has 4 exons.